Leucoraja erinaceus (little skate) is the source of this 1343-nucleotide messenger RNA. It is a transcript of the gene mafaa, whose product is annotated as MAF bZIP transcription factor Aa. Gene Ontology annotation, molecular function: RNA polymerase II cis-regulatory region sequence-specific DNA binding; DNA-binding transcription factor activity, RNA polymerase II-specific. Bases 172 to 1041 code for a protein of 289 amino acids. Gene Ontology annotation, biological process: regulation of transcription by RNA polymerase II. The transcript has a single exon. The record is from RefSeq and is a predicted model, not a curated record. Lineage: Eukaryota; Metazoa; Chordata; Chondrichthyes; Rajiformes; Rajidae. Gene Ontology annotation, cellular component: nucleus.
CCCCCCCCUCUCUCCUCCUCUCUCCUCUCUGUACCCCCUCUAAUCUCUUGACCCCUACCCUCUUUAUUCCCCUUCACCCCUAUCUGACUCUCUCCCCCCCCUCUCUCUCCCUCUCUCCCCCUGUCCGGGGCGGGCGGGCUGUGCAUUGUGUGUGUGUGUAUAUGAGUGAUCAUGGCGGCAGAGUUGGCACUGCCCGCUGAGCUGCCCAGCAGCCCACUGGCCAUCGAGUACGUGAACGACUUUGACCUGAUGAAGUUCGAGGUGAAGAAGGAGCCGGGCGAGGCGGAGCGUUACUGCCAGCGCCUGAACCCUGCCGGCUCCUUGUCCUCCACUCCCAUCAGUACCCCGUGUAGCUCGGUGCCCUCGUCUCCCAGCCUGUGUGCAGCCAGCCCGGGCAGCGGCUGCAGUGCCAAGACUCAGCAACUUGAAGAUCUGUACUGGAUCACCAACUAUCCCCAACAUCUCAACCCCGAGGCGCUCAGCCUCACCCCCGAGGACGCGGUGGAAGCGCUGAUCGGGAGCUCGCAGUCCCACCACCCGCACCACCACCACCUGGAAGCGUACAGGGGCCAGCAGUUCCCCGGCGAGGAGGUCCCCAUGAACGGCCACCACCACCACCACCAGGGGAAUCCCCAUCACCUCCACCACCACCACCACCACCACCUCCACCAUCUCCGGCUGGAGGAGCGAUUCUCGGACGACCAGCUGGUCAGCAUGUCGGUUCGGGAACUCAACCGCCAGCUGCGGGGUUUCAGCAAGGAGGAGGUGAUCCGCCUGAAGCAGAAGAGGAGGACAUUGAAGAACCGGGGCUACGCGCAGAGUUGCCGCUACAAGCGGGUCCAGCAGAGACACAUGUUGGAGAGCGAGAAGUCCCUGCUCCAGCAACAGGUGGAGCAGCUGAAACAGGAGGUGUCCAGGCUGACCAAGGAGAGGGACAUCUACAAGGACAAGUACGAGAAGGUGGCGGGCAGGAGCUACCGAGACCACGCCGCUUCCAACCCCGGCAAGAACGGCCUCUCCUCCAGCGAGUUCUUCAUGUGAGAGGCUGCAGUUGGACCAGGGUUGGGCGAAGGAGAAGGUCCUCUAGAUGUUCCGCUCAGUGUUGUUGGGCAGGUGCAGAGACUGAACCAUCCACGUGUGGGGACUCUGGUCAAUGCAACCAUCUCGGCAACUCCCUCACAAACAUGAGCAUGGACUUCCACCGAUACAAACGUGGAGGAGCAACGUGGAGGAUAGCAAUAGUUGGGGGAGCAACGUGGACUUUCCGAAAGCACCAGCCCUCAUGCGGGACAUGUAUGGUCGCUGGUUUCCCGUCGUUCCACGGUCUUGGAGCGAUGGGGGGA